Messenger RNA from Penicillium nucicola, 1593 nucleotides. RefSeq names its product ribosome-binding protein NMD3. Gene Ontology annotation, cellular component: nucleus; cytoplasm. Lineage: Eukaryota; Fungi; Ascomycota; Eurotiomycetes; Eurotiales; Aspergillaceae. Gene Ontology annotation, molecular function: ribosomal large subunit binding. The transcript is spliced from 2 exons. The coding region runs from base 1 to 1593 and encodes 530 amino acids. Gene Ontology annotation, biological process: ribosomal large subunit export from nucleus. The record is from RefSeq and is a predicted model, not a curated record.
AUGUCGAUGGAUCUGGAUGCCCCCGUCUAUAUGACGGGACAACAGGAGCAGAUUGCAGCAACUAUUCUUUGCUGCAACUGUGCUGCUCCUAUUGAUGGAACCACCUCAGCCGGUGCCCUCUGUUCCGACUGUAUUCGACUCACCGUCGAUGUUUCUCAGGGUAUUCAACGUGAAGCCACCCUCCACACUUGCAAGGACUGCGAGCGAUGGCUGCAACCCCCCACCAGCUGGGUUGUCGCUGCCCCCGAAUCAAAGGAACUCCUGGCUCUGUGUCUGCGCAAGCUGCGUGGUCUCUCUAAAGUCCGCAUUAUCGACGCCAGUUUCAUUUGGACCGAACCCCACUCCCGCCGCAUCAAGAUGAAGAUCACGAUCCAGCAAGAAGCCUUCCAGGGUACCAUUAUCCAGCAGACCUUUGAGGUGGAAUACGUCGUCGCUUCGCAGCAGUGCCCCGACUGUCAAAAGUCUUAUACCCACAACUCCUGGCGCGCCGCUGUUCAGAUUCGUCAGAAGGUCCCCCAUAAGCGAACCUUCCUCUACCUCGAGCAGGUCAUUCUUAAGCACGGUGCCCACAAGGAUACUGUCAACAUUAAGGAAGCCAAGGACGGUCUUGACUUCUACUUUGCUCAGAGAAACCAUGCCGACAAGAUGGUUGAGUUCUUGCAAUCAGUGACUCCUUGCAAGUCGAAGAAGUCUCAGGAACUUAUUUCGAUGGAUAUUCAUACCUCUACCAAGUCAUACAAGUUCACAUACUCCGUCGAACUGAUUCCCAUUUGCAAGGAUGACUUGAUUGCUUUACCACUCAAGCUGGCCCGCUCUCUGGGCAAUAUCGCUCCUCUGACCAUUUGUCACCGCGUCGGUACUGCCGUCAACCUUAUGGACCCCUGCACUCUCCAGACAACCGAUGUUCCCACCGGUGUAUACUGGCGUCAGCCUUUCAGGACUCUUGCCGAUGUCACUGAGCUCAAGGAGUUCAUUGUCAUGGACAUCGAGCCCACCGGUUUGACCAACGGUCGCUACCUCAUGUCUGAGUGUACCGUUGCCCGCGCCUCUGAUCUCGGAUCUAAUGAUAUCACCUACUUCACCCGGACCCACCUCGGUGGUAUCCUGCACGUCGGAGACUCAGUCCUCGGUUACCACCUGACAGGAACCAACUUCAACAGCGACGAAUUUGAGGAAAUUGAGCGUAGCCACCAAUACGGCUCAACAAUCCCCGAUGUCGUCCUCGUGAAGAAGCACUACGUUCGCAGCAAGAAGUCCAAGAACCGCAGCUGGCGUCUCAAGCGUAUGGCUAAGGAAUAUGAGGACGAGGCCGUCAUGGGCGGCAACGUCCCCACCAGCAAGCGCCAGGAGCAAGAGCAGAACCGCAUGGAGCAGGACUACGAGCUGUUCUUGCGUGAUGUCGAGGAGGACCAGGAGCUGCGUCACACUCUUGACCUGUACAAGGUCCGUCAACAACAAGCCCGACCCGAACACAUGGAGGUGGAGAUGGCCGAGAAUGAUGAUGUUGAUGAGGAAGAUGAGACCGUUCCUAAGAUUGACAUGGACGAGCUGCUUGAUGACUUUGACGACAUGAACAUGGAAGACAAUGAAUAA